AGCUGUAGUGGAGGCUGCUGCAGUUUAAAUUAAUGUCAACCUGCCUCUCUCCUAGAGAACAAACCAAGCGCACGCAGCGAAAGUAUCGCGCGCCCCGGAGCCGCUCCACACACAGCAGCAUGACUCGGCGGCCACGAAACAGUGUUUACAGCAGCGAGGAGGAUGAAGAGGAAAAUGAGAUGUACGAACACGAUUAUGAUGGGUCCAUGGCCAAGACGGGGAAACGGCACCUUGGAAAAACGCGCUGGACAAGAGAAGAGGAUGAGAAACUGAAAAAACUUGUUGAUCUACAUGGAUCAGACGAUUGGAAACUAAUUGCAAGCUUACUAACUAAUCGAACAGAUGUGCAGUGCCAACAUCGAUGGCAAAAAGUUCUGAACCCAGAACUUAUCAAAGGACCAUGGACCAAAGAGGAGGACCAGAGGGUGAUCGAACUAGUCCAGAAAUAUGGAGCCAAGCGUUGGUCCGUGAUUGCCAAGCACCUCAAGGGACGUAUUGGAAAGCAGUGUCGCGAGCGGUGGCACAAUCAUCUGAAUCCUGAGGUGAAGAAGACAUCGUGGACCGAAGAGGAGGAUCGUAUCAUCUACCAGGCCCACGAGAAGCUGGGCAACCGAUGGGCUGAAAUCGCCAAACUGCUUCCUGGCAGGACAGACAAUGCCAUAAAGAAUCACUGGAACUCCACCAUGAGGCGAAAGGUGGAACAGGAGGGCUAUCUCCAGAACUCAGCAAAGCACAACAGUUCUCCUCUGUCGCUUAACCACAACUUUAUUAAAGCACCCAGUCACAUGAUGACCUUCUCCCACCACUCGCCCAAUCAUUCUCAACUGUCUCAUGUUCCUCCACUCAACUACGCUUACAUCCCUGAUGCACACAGAGUACCAAUCCCCAUGGCUCUACAUUUAAACAUCAUGAACUUCCCCAAGCCUGGAACUGCUGCUAUACAGAGACACUAUAAUGAGGAGGACCCUGAGAAGGAGAAGAGGGUGAAAGAAAUUGAAAUGCUGCUGAUGUCGACGGAGAAUGAGCUGAGAGGGCAGCCAUCACAACCAAUGCCCUUGUCCUUCUCAAGCUGGGCCAAUCAGAGCUGUGUGACUGACAGUUCAGAGGCAGUGUCCAUACACCACCAUCACACCGCAGCCCCAGCCCUGCCCCUGGACCAAAGCUGCCUUCCUGAAGAGAGCGCAUCAGCCACAAGAGCCCACUCCACAAGCAGCAGCAGCCAUCACAGCAGUCCUGCCUUCUCGAACACAAUGCCAGAGUUCAUGGAGUCUGUCCUCGACUCUAGGCUCUCCUCAGUGAGUAAGGCCUACAGCAGUGGGCUCAGAGCAGACAGGGUCAUGCCCAGUAAGAAUGCACAGGCCCCAUGGGCUGGCUUCAUCUGCUUCACCCCCAAACCAUCACCAGCCAGAAAACUACCCUUUUCACCAUCACAGUUCCUCACCCAUUCUAUGAGCCCAGAACACUCAGACAGCGACAGUGUACAUAUGGUUUCACCGGUGGACACCAAACCUCUCACUGACCACACCAUUAGGCCCCAGAAAGACAAUGACAUGUUUAGGACUCCCAACAUUCGGCGUUCAAUCCUUGAGUCAUCUCCACUCACACCCACACCUUUUAGGUCAUCUGGUGCUAUGCUGAACUCACCUUUGGAUCAGCGGAUGGUCGACUCCAUAAAGCAAGAGCCAGUGGAGUGUGCGAUUGACCAUCCUCCUCUGAAGAAAAUCAAACAAGAGGUGGAGUCUCCAUGCGAGAGAAGCCCGUGUAUGCAGUGGGAAGGACAAGACCUCCACACACAGCUCUUCUCCCCCACUGGACCCCCACAGGAAGUGCCUGACAUGCUAACAAGUGCAUUACUAAGUGAAGAUGGACGUAAAACCUAUCACCUAUCUCACAGGCAAACAGACAGCCCACUACAGCAGCUGAGUUCUUGGGAGCACAUGGCCAGUCUAAAAACAGAGGACCCUUCUCUAGCAUCAGAGCACAAGUACCUGAACACUUUCCCCACACAGACCCUAGUCAUGUAGAGACCCCCGACGUCUGAGCCCUGCACUGCUGCUUCUGUUCGUGUGGUACAACACUGGGAGAGGCCCCGAGCCAAUGGAUGUUUUACACUCACAACCAAAGACUCUUUUUUACAUUUUUAUACAGAGUUUGCUUUUGUUUUGUUUUUUUAUAUAAAUGUUUGUUUUGGUCUUUUUGUUGUGUCUGUAUUAAUAUAAUUGUAUUAUAAAUGGGAAUUGGUGACUAUAUAAUUUACAUUGGGCUGUAUUAUUAAUUCUUACGUAUAUUAAUAUAAGAACAAUUUAAUUUAUUCCUUUAUUUUAAUUAUGUCUUGUUUUUUAUUUCACUUUUCUACAAUUGGCCAAUGGAGCAGUGUUUUAAGUAAAGUAUUUAAGCCCUGUUAGCAUUAUAUUACUUCAAAAAGCUUAUUUUUACUGAUUGAAACUGACCUCUGUUUUGAAACUAUUGCCUUUUUAUAUUGUCUGUAAUUGGUCUACUGAUAAUUUCAAGUGUUUGGCCUUUGCCUAACGUCAACACUUAUUACUGAGUUAGAACUGCUAUGCAUGUUCGCACAACCGUUACUUAACCAGACCUAUUUAGUAUUACCAAAUUUGCAACAAGCUUAUAAUUUUCAUUUCAACAUUUGGAUCAUUUCUGGCCUUUACAGUAUCCCUAUGGAAAUUGUUUAUGUUUUGUAUGUAUGUGGACAGUAUGUUGCUAAAUUGACAAGUCUGUUGUACUGAGCUUUACCCAGUCAGAGUAAUGCCAAGCUGCACUUGAGAAGUGUUUUAAGAGAGAAACACAAUAUUCUAUAUGGUUCUCCAAACGCCCAUGUUAACUAAACUGUUUUGUAUGUUUUAUACAAUCAACAUGCUGAUUUCUAUGACUGCAGUAGGCUGUGUCAAACACUUAGCAGACAAUCCUUUUAUACAUGUAAUGUCUUUUUAUAAAUAUAUAUUGGCUUUUAUGCAGAAACUAUUUUAUAAAUGCAUUUAUACAUGCCAAGUUUUCAUACUUUUAUACUUUUCUACUGCCUAGUAAUAAAAGUGUGUUGUUUU
Molecule: messenger RNA, 3059 nt
Organism: Periophthalmus magnuspinnatus
Lineage: Eukaryota; Metazoa; Chordata; Actinopteri; Gobiiformes; Gobiidae
Gene: myb
Product: v-myb avian myeloblastosis viral oncogene homolog
Exons: 16
Coding region: 33-2024 (663 amino acids)
Biological process (GO): regulation of DNA-templated transcription
Cellular component (GO): nucleus
Molecular function (GO): DNA-binding transcription factor activity, RNA polymerase II-specific; RNA polymerase II cis-regulatory region sequence-specific DNA binding
Source: RefSeq, a predicted model, not a curated record